Phragmites australis (common reed) is the source of this 1904-nucleotide messenger RNA. Its product is annotated as 4-hydroxyphenylpyruvate dioxygenase-like. The record is from RefSeq and is a predicted model, not a curated record. Gene Ontology annotation, molecular function: 4-hydroxyphenylpyruvate dioxygenase activity. Gene Ontology annotation, biological process: L-tyrosine catabolic process. Bases 289 to 1605 code for a protein of 438 amino acids. NCBI's taxonomy places the organism in Eukaryota, Viridiplantae, Streptophyta, Magnoliopsida, Poales, Poaceae. The transcript has 2 exons.
GCUCGCUCAGAUUUGACGAGUAGGCGUGAGCCAAAGCCAAGGCCCUUGGUGCCCUAGGCCCGUCAGCAACUCAUCCAUCACCUUCACAGGAACACCUACCCAAAAACGCCAGAAGACAAAUCCCAUCCGCAACCACAGAAUCCUUUGCCCACGUGGCACCAUCUCCUCCCUUUAUUUACCCCAAGCGCAACUCACCUGUCACGCCUAGUCCCCCAUCUACCCCAAGCGCAACUGCAAGCUUCCGCCACCACCCCCACUCCCCCACCCGAGAGCAGAAGCCCGGACGCCAUGCCCCCCACGCCCACCACCGCCACCGGCGGCGCCGUGGCACCUGCAGCGGCGGACCAUACGGCGUCCCGCUUCGUCAACCACCGCCGCUUCGUCCGCGCCAACCCGCACACCGACCGCUUCCGCGCGCUCGCGUUCCACCACGUCGAGCUCUGGUGCGCCGACGCGGCCUCCGCCGCGGGCCGCUUCUCCUUCGCGCUCGGCGCGCCGCUCGGCGCGCGGUCCGACUUCUCCACGGGGAACUCCGCGCACGCGUCCCUCCUGCUCCGCUCGGGCUCGCUCGCGUUCCUCUUCACGGCGCCCUACGCGCACGGCGCCGACGCCGCCACCGCUUCCCUUCCCUCCUUCUCCGCCGACGCCGCGCGGCGCUUCGCCGCGGAGCAUGGACUCGCGGUGCGCGCCGUCGCGCUCCGCGUCGCCGACGCCGAGGACGCCUUCCGCGCCAGCGUCGCUGCCGGCGCGCGCCCGGCGUUCGAGCCCGUCGAGCUCGGCCUCGGCUUCCGCCUCGCCGAGGUCGAGCUCUACGGCGAUGUCGUGCUCCGCUACGUGAGCUACCGGGACGCCACGGACGCGCCCUUCUUGCCGGGCUUCGAGGACGUGAGCAGCCCGGGGGCGCUGGACUACGGGCUGCGGCGGUUCGACCACAUCGUCGGCAACGUACCGGAGCUGGCUCCGGUGGCCGCCUACGUCGCCGGGUUCACGGGGUUCCACGAGUUCGCCGAGUUCACGGCCGAGGACGUAGGCACGGCGGAGAGCGGGCUCAACUCGGUGGUGCUCGCCAACAACUCGGAGACAGUGCUGCUCCCGCUCAACGAGCCGGUGCACGGCACCAAGCGCCGUAGCCAGAUACAGACGUACCUGGACCACCACGGCGGCCCGGGAGUGCAGCACAUCGCGCUGGCCAGCGACGACGUGCUCAGGACGCUGAGGGAGAUGCGGGCGCGCUCCGCUAUGGGCGGGUUCGAGUUCUUGGCGCCUCCACCGUCGAACUACUACGACGGCGUGAAGCGCCGCGCCGGGGACGUGCUCUCGGAGGCGCAGAUUAAGGAGUGCCAAGAACUGGGGGUGCUGGUGGACAGGGAUGACCAGGGGUUGUUGCUCCAAAUCUUCACCAAGCCAGUGGGAGACAGGCCAACGCUGUUCUUGGAGAUAAUCCAAAGGAUCGGGUGCAUGGAGAAGGAUGAGAAGGGGCAAGACUACCAGAAGGGCGGCUGUGGUGGGUUCGGCAAGGGCAACUUCUCCGAGCUGUUCAAGUCAAUCGAGGAGUAUGAGAAAUCCCUUGAAGCCAAGCAAGCUGCUGUAGUCCAGCAAUCCUAGGAUAGGUGCUGGAGCAAGAGCAAUAGAUGUAGUACUUUGUAUUAUGGGGCAAACGAAACGGAUAUGCUUUGAAAUGCUGAUGUUAUAAUCGUUGAAUAUGAUAUGAUCAGUGUAAUACAUGGUAAAGAGGGCAGACACCAGAAUACUAAUGAUGCAUUGUUGGCAUCGGUGGUGUACAAGUUUGCUUGAAAAUAAAAUAAGAAUCAGCAUAAUAGAAAUGAGGAAUAUGUCCCUGGGACGCUUGUAAUCACCUGAUGCUAUUUUUGUUCAACAAAAGGCAGUGAAACUUUACUUCCUCC